This is a messenger RNA of Penicillium concentricum, 1341 nucleotides long. RefSeq lists its product as uncharacterized. Bases 1 to 1341 code for a protein of 446 amino acids. The record is from RefSeq and is a predicted model, not a curated record. The transcript has 2 exons. NCBI's taxonomy places the organism in Eukaryota, Fungi, Ascomycota, Eurotiomycetes, Eurotiales, Aspergillaceae.
AUGGGUUCCUAUAAAUCCUGCCAAGCCGGCAGCUACAGCUCAACAGACAGUUCAUCCUCAAAAAGCACAGCAGCAACAAUUCACAGCGACAGAAUAGCCCAACCGCACAAAGGCGACUGGGCCACAAACCCAGCCCAAAAAUACACAUACAGACCCGAAGCCGGAGUCAAGUACGAGUGUCGCGAGGUACAGCCCCGCUCCUCAACAUCAACUUAUGCCUCAACAACAAACUCCACAGCCGAGCUUGACCCGGAGCCCCAACCAAUCGAGCCCGCAAGUCCCCAUGAAGGCCGCUACUGCGUAAACGAGCGGCAAGAAUUCUACCCACUAGAUGCAAUCCCCUCAACACCCUCAUCGUUCGCGCCUCUCUUCCCUUCCUCACGGCGACUGCUCAUCCGCCACGACGAUGCAACCGUCGACGGCAAUAUGAACCUGCGCGUCGACACACCCGUCCACCUCCGCGACGGCUCUCAGCGCGAUGUCAUCCUCUUCCACCUGCGCAUGUACGAUCUCUUCUCACGGAAGUUUUCGUUUAGGCGGUACUGCCGGGACUCGGGGCGAGAGGUGUGCCAUUCUGCAAGGCGGGAAGUUGUGCCUGCUCAUGAGCGAAGACCUGCGCUGCGCAGCUCGUGGAGUAGUGUUUUUGCUGGGUUUAGGCCUGGUUCAGCGGGUGGCCAUUGUCCGCCAAAUGGGGAGCUUAAGAGACAGGAUUCCGGGCUUGGUGCUAGCUGUCCACAUGGACAUGGACAUGGUCAGCCUGCGCGGGAAGAGGUAGAUAAUGGGAUGGCUGAGGAUGAGUUGGAGUUGGAGAAGGAAAGACAGUGCACUUUACCGAUAUUGGGUGAGACGAUGUUGCUCGAAUUCUCGAAUUACGCGCAUGUCGAGCUGCGCCGCAAAGGGCCUGGCUCGACUAAAAAAUACGAAUUCGAGUAUUGGUCCACGAAGUACCAGUGGCGGAGGGAGGUCCGCAAAGAGGGUGAUCUGCAUGAAGUAUCUUAUUACUUGGUUGACACGCGCACUUCCAAGACUAUUGCUCAUUUGGUACCGGAUACGCUGGCGCCGCUAGAGGUUGUUGAAGAGGAGAGUAAGGGGGGUUGGGUGCCACCUUCUUCACUGUGGAUCAGUGAUCCUGAAGUUUACAAGACGAUGCCUGACGUUGCCGAUGUGAUUGUUGCAACAGGGAUAAUUGCGCUAGUUGACGACUGCAUUCGUCGUCGCUGGCAUCACGAGCGGCGUCCGUCUUGGAUCCUUCCGGCUCAGUACUCGCUAGCAAAGAGUCUAGAGCGCAUGGGCCCCCGGCGCCUGAUCGGCCAGGUACUACAGCGGAGGGGAUCCGCCUAA